Prorocentrum cordatum is the source of this 181-nucleotide messenger RNA. The record is from the annotation of a GenBank genome assembly. NCBI's taxonomy places the organism in Eukaryota, Dinophyceae, Prorocentrales, Prorocentraceae.
GCGCCGGCGCCGCGCCAAGGCGGAAGGGCCGGUGGGCCGCGGCGGCGGGCUGGGCGGAGGAGCUGCCGCGGCAGCUCGCCGCCAGGCUGUCGGCCAAGCUGGAGGCCACGGCGCCCGGAAUCCUGAUGCUCCUCGUGCUUUGGAUCGUGGUCGGCAUCAUCUGCAUCCUCGCGCGCAGCAG